Messenger RNA from Cherax quadricarinatus, 8135 nucleotides. RefSeq names its product Rabaptin-5-associated exchange factor for Rab5 (gene Rabex-5). Gene Ontology annotation, cellular component: endocytic vesicle; cytosol. Gene Ontology annotation, molecular function: zinc ion binding; guanyl-nucleotide exchange factor activity; small GTPase binding. Gene Ontology annotation, biological process: vesicle-mediated transport. NCBI's taxonomy places the organism in Eukaryota, Metazoa, Arthropoda, Malacostraca, Decapoda, Parastacidae. The record is from RefSeq and is a predicted model, not a curated record.
UGAAUGAAUACGUCUUUCAUUGAGGAAAUGGUUGGCACUUGGGCAGUCAUGGUGGUGCCGUCAAUGGUGCCAUUGAGGUGAUAAUAGCACUAUUGAGGGGGUCCCACUGUUAUGGCACACACCAGGGUAUGAUAAUUCCUAUCUCUCCAAUCCUGUUUCUCCGCUUAAUGCCUGUCUUCUUUAUUAUACACCCUCAUAAUAAAGACAGCGAUAAUGAGGACAUUUUACUUUAUUAUAUAAUUUCAGUAGCUAGUUAUAGGAAAAUGUGAUAAUAUCAUUUUAUUGGCCAGUGUCAAAUUAAGUAAAUACUCAUAAUAAUAUAGCUUUUGAGUUAUAUUUGAUAUAUAUAUGGAUUUACUGAGUAGUUUUUCAUAGUGUAUAAUAUGGUAAUUGGGGGAUUAAUGCUUUUUGGGGGUAAAAUAACGAAAAAAUAGUGAAACGAUAGUUUGGGCGCCAGAGACGAUUGUCAAGAUGGCCGCCAACAACAACAAACUCAGCUGACUCAGUCAUAACUCCCUCUAUUUUCACCUAAUUAUUUCACCUCAGCGUCCUUGUCUCAGCUCAAUUUAGGUGAAUUAUCACCCUGGAACACCUCAGGGUUGCUGAGAGUCACCUAGAGGCGCCAUAUAUAUCCAAUUCGUCUCGUAAUUCAGUGAAAUCCGCGAUUUUUUAACACCAUUUAACCAUGUCUUCAAACUCGGCCUGGACGGGGGCGCGGCUGCACAUCAAUGAGUCAGAGCUGAUGUGCCGUACGGGUUGCGGAUACUAUGGGAACCCGGCCUGGGACGGCCACUGCUCCAAAUGCUACAAAGAAAUGGUCCAGAAAACACAACAACGUAAAACCGUCUUCGACCCCACACAAAAAAUACGCAACAAGGUGAGUCGUUCGGUGAGCGAUGUGUCAGAACUCACCUCCACCGCUACCUCCAUGAUGAGUCGCAAGUUCGACCGCUUCGAGGAGAAGCGGCGGCAGCAGCUCGACAAGCGGACCAAGGCGGUCAAGUCCAUCUUCCGCAAGUCGCAGAGCAAAGACGUCAACAAAGUGGAACACCCUAAGCCAAACCGACAACUCAGCAUCGAAUCGCAGUGUGUCGGACAAGAGUUUAAUGACUUUCUGAAGACUCUGAGCAAGGACGUGCAAGUGCGUGUGAGCAAGCAGAUCAACAUGUUCGUGGACAAGAUGCUGCGGUGCGUGGAGUUCCAGUCUGUGGACGAGUCCGGCGAGCAGGUCCACGACUUCUACAACACCAUGAACGAAAUGGUCUCAAUGCAGAGCGCCUAUCAUGACUUAACUCAAGAACAAGUGGACAAGAUCAAUGAGCUGACCGAGCGCUAUGUGACGACACGACUCUACAAAGCGCUUAUCAGCGCCGUAAAUGCCGUCAACGAGGAGAAGGAUCUGGCCAUUCAAAACAGAAUCCGGAGUUUGGCAUGGGUGAGCAGUCAGCACCUGGAGUGCGGAGUUAAGGACUCCUGUGAAGAAGUAAGAGAAACAUUGGACCUGGUUAUAACUGAGUUGAUAGAAAUGAACAGCAGGCGCGUUCCGUCCGACAAAUUGAAGUGCCUGGUGUCUUCCAGCCACCACGUGCUCAAUCUGCUGAAGCAGUCGAGGGGUGGCUCCCCAGCCUCGGCGGACGACUUCCUGCCAGCACUCAUCUACUGCGUGCUGCAGGCCAGUCCACCGCUCCUCCACAGUAACAUUGCUUACAUCACAAACUUUGCGCAGCAAAGCAGUCUCCAGAGUGGAGAGGCCGGCUAUUUCUUCACCAACCUGUGCUGUGCGGUCGCCUUCAUUGAGAAGAUGACAGCAGAGAGUCUGGGAUUGACGGCAGACGAAUUCGAGCGCUACAUGUCGGGCGUGGCACUGCCGCCCAACGCCCUGGACGGCGGUGUCUGGUUGUGUGAGGGGAUGCGGAUAAUGCAACAGAACCUGAAGACUCUGGAUGACCUCCAGUCACGCAUGGAUCGCCUUCUGACUGAGUCGGAUGCUCUUAUGAAGGAGAUGGAUGAUGUCCAGGAGAAUGUGAGUAAAGAGGUAGCUGGCGUUAUUGAGCGGACACCUCUGACCAUCCGCCCACGGAAAGCGGAUAUCGACGAGGAAGUUCCGGCGUCGGAGCUGUUGCCGCCGCCCCUGACGCCGCAGACGAUGGAAAGUGGAAAGCCGCAAGUUGCUGAUGGAAACAAUCAGGUAGAAGAUGCCAGCCUGAGUGCUCCUCCAACCUUGGAAGUCCCUCUCAGCCCAGACAUAUUGGCUGCCCAGCAGAGUCUGUCAUUCCUGCAGGGACUGUCAGCACUGGACUCUGGGCUGCUGUCAUCUUUAGACAGUAAUGAUAAAGGCAGCGAGCAAGGCACUGCCAGCAUAGAAGCGCCAAAACCCGAAGAAAAUAAGACCCUCCUGGAUGAUUCCCCACCCUUCAACUUGUCAUCUCUGCCUGAUCUGUUAGAUUCAUUCAGUCCGCUGGAAGGUGAUGGAUCAAAGAGGAGCCCUGUGCACGUUCCGCCGGCCCUCGACUCGACAGUGUCACUCACAAAUCCCUUCAUCCAGCCUAGCAGUUCGACAGCGCCACCUCCAUUACCCCCCAGACAUCACGUCGGCCAACCACCCAUCGUCACUCGGGCUAGUGGCGCUGCAUCGACCCGUGAUACAGCCCACACGUCUCGACCACCUCCCCGUCCCUGCCCUCAAUCAUACUCUGGGUUCACCAUCCAGGGCGGUCGAAUCCCCAGCAUUCCGUGCGACACUGGCAACAUGCACCUGUUCUCCACUCCACCUGAUCCACUCUCGCCUCCGCUGGAAGGCCCCCAGCUCCCCCUUCCGCCACCUCUCCUCCCCACAACCUCCAGGACGGACAACAGGAGCUGCACAUCUUCUGGAGACAGUACGCCAAGACCGUCAGAGAAGCCACUAAAGAGGGAAGACACCAUUGACAAGGUAUAUAAUGUUUUAGGGGAUAUUGUGCAGACAUUUGAUAGUCUACUCUGAAUACUAUUCACAACUAUCCUGUAAAUAUUUGAUAGUGUCCUCUGAAUACUAUCCAAAAGUAUCCUUCAGAUAUUUGAUAGUGUCUGAAUACUAUUCCAAACUAUGGUGCAAACAGUUGAUAGUCUCCUCUGAAUACUGUUCAAAAUUAUCCUGCAAACACCUGAUAGUCACCUCUGAAUACUAUUCCAAACUACGUCAUUUAAUAUUUUCACUGUUUCAGCUUCCUGUACUGUAGAUAUAUUGAUGUUCACAUUUUAUAAUGAAUUUUUUAGGUGUUCAUUGUGAUUUAAAUAAGUUAUUAAUAUAUCUAUCUAUGCAUAGGGUCAAUUCUGUUAUGAAGCUCCACUAUGUAGCACAAACGGGAUUGCAAGGGUUAAUUCAUAAUUGAAUAUCACGUGAUGUGUAGGCCUAUCCGGUCAUUACUUAGAUUUGGAGUAUACUUGGAGGGUGUUUUGGGGAUCAACGCCCCCGUGGCCCAGUUAAUGACCAGGCCUCGUGGUGGAUCAAGCCCUGAUCAAUCAGGUUGUCACUACUGGCUGCACGUAAACCGACAUAGGAACCACAGCCCGGCUGAUCAGGUACUGAUUUUGCAUCUGUCCAGCUCCCUCUUGAAGGCAACCAGGGGUCUAUUUAUAGAGGAACUUUAUAAAAGAACUGACUGUAUAUAAAGGAGCUUUAUUAGAGUAUUGUGUACCAUUAUCCACAUUCUGCAACAGGGUGGUGUGUGGAGUCUCCUAACUCGAAAAAAAAAAUCCUGGGUCAUCUUUUUGUCUUGAUUCGUCAAAAUAGAGAUUACAGCAAACACAACAUAUACACACUGAGAGAUAUACGUCCACCAUGUGUAUUGCUGCUCUAGGUGCAUACACUUCUAGUGAGAUAUACUUAGUAUGUUAUGCAGUGUUAGUGAACCUGGUAAAAAAAUGACUUUUUGUAUUGAUAUAUUGUAUACCAAAGAAUUUUGCUAACUGGUUUAGUGUUAUGAGAGAGAUGAGGCUACUGGGGUUGGUAUUAUGAGUUGAAUUCUGCAGUGUUGCGUGAGUGAUGAGGCUACUGGAGUUGGUGUUAUGAGUUGGGUUCUGUAGUGUUGAGUGUUGUGUGAGUGAUGAGGUUACUGGAGUUGGUGUUAUGAGUUGGGUUCUGUAGUGUUGCGUGAGUGAUGAGGCUACUGGAGUUGGUGUUAUGAGUUGGGUUCUGUAGUGUUGAGUGUUGUGUGAGUGAUGAGGUUACUUGAGUUCUAUGGUGUCUAAUAUUAUGCGAGCGAUGAGAUUACCGAUGUCAUUGUAUUGCGAGUCAGGUUCUGUGAGCAGGUAAUUUAACAGUGGCUAGUUACUGACCGCAAAACUUCUUUCUUGAAAGCUUCUUAGUUUUUAGAGCAUAUAUUUACUGGGUAAUGAAAAAAAAAGUCUCAUAUAGCUUUUAAAUAAUUCCAAUUCUUCCGUGUUACAAUUAUUGUAAGUUGGUUAGCGAGAUGUUAAUCUAUAGUUUUUAACAGUGCUAAAGUCUGUCAAAAAUGUGAAAAUGUUUAGAGAAAUGAAAUUAAUGUUGAAGAAUGACACACUCGUGCAGCAUUUUCGAGUUUUUAUUGAGGAAAUGUUUUGUCCGCCAGUGACUUCUUCAGUUUAAUAUAGAAAAGAAUGGUGGAAAAAAAGGACUUUGAGGGAAUCAGUCCCUCAGCCUGGAGUUGAUGUGUUCCGUCCAUCAAUCUUCAGAAAAGAUCGAUGGAUUGAGCACAUAACUACAAGCUGAAGGACUGAUUACCUCAAAGUCCUCCUCAUCUUCCACUAUUCUCUGCAUUGGACUGAAGAAGCGACUGGCUGGUGAAAUGUUUCCUCACUAAACAUUCCGAAAUGUUGCACAAUAUCUUAAUCUUUAACAUUUCAUGAUUUUGUAAUCCUGUAACAUUUCUUUUCUAGUCUGAGAUUGGGCACUGGGGAAGUUAAUAUUACCAGAACUAUUAACAUGUUACAACCUAGGAAACCUGGUAUGAGAGUGGGGUGUCGGGAAAUUUAAAUUUUUAGCACUGCAAGAGUAAGUCGGUCACGACUCACGAAAUCAUAAUAACAUGAUUGCACUGGCCUAGAGUUUUACAACUCACUUGCCAUGAUUUCUAACCCCGCCUAUACCAUAGUUGAUAAGUACCAGUUUUUUUUUUUUUUUUUUUUUGCCAAAAAUAUAAAAAAAUCCUGGCAUGGAUCUAAUAUGGUGAGCUACUUGGUGUGGCUUGUGGUCACAUGACCCAGGUCUUCAUCAGUUUGACCAGUCGAUCUUGUCGAAACUUCAAGAUCUCAUUGUAGGAUAUGCCUGGAGGUUGUUGUGGGGGUCAAUGCCCCCCACAACCUGGUCCAUGACCAAACCUCUCAAAUUUUCCACGUGUAAAAUAAUCGCUCCGAGGACAUCACACUUAACCCUCUCAUCAUCUGGCUUUGUAUUUAUAUUUUUAUUAAUAUUUUGGCAAGAUUUCCAUAGUUUAUUUUUUCUUUAUAUUUAUUUGUAUUUUUGACAUUGUCAUAGUUUAUCUUUAUUUAUCAACUUGCUAUAACCUGAUUCUUGUAUCAUGAUGACUCAAGAAAUCGUAAUGACACGAUUGCAAACAAACCAUACCCCUGGGCUGGAGUUUUGAGACUAUGACCGCGGGUUCAAUCCCGGCCGGGGGUAUGGUUUGUAUCAUGAUGUCAGUUCACUUGGAAUCUCUGUCACUACAAUUUUUACUUUUCUUAAUUGUUAUAUAGUAGAACCCCUGUAUCCACUGAUUCAGUAUCCGCAGUUUCAGUUAUCUACAGUUAACUCUGGCCCAAAAAUAACUAAUUUUGCAUAAUAAUGGCCCCAGAGCACAAAAGUAGAGAAGUUGGCAGCUCUUCCAAGCCUAAGAGAAGCUGUGAAGUGCUUCCCAUCACUGAAAACGUGAAAAUUCACUACUUAUUGUGCAUAAUUUAUCAAACUUUUUAACAAGUAUGUAUAGGACUUAUACGUAGAGUUUCCUACUAUCCACGGCCUUGGUGUCCACGCCAGGUCCUUGGAACUUAUUCCCCGUGGAUACGAGGGGUCCUACUGUAUAUUAAUAAUCCUGUAGCUACAGAUAGGUAAUUAAAAAUUCAUAAUUACAGAGCAGGUAAUUAUACCAAGAGAUUCUUGUAAUGUUAAGUAUACACAAAUUUUAUAUGCCAUACAGUCUUCAUAGAAUGUAAGAAAUAACUUAAAUUGUAUAUACAAUACUGUAGCUUUUGUUAAUUUAUUGAAACAACUUAAUGGAAACUGUUCCAGCGCUGUUUGGCCCUUGUGGGCUUAGCGCUUAGUUUUGAGUGUAAUAAUAGUAAUAAUGGACAUUGUUAAAGGCUUGGUGGGCAUUUCUGAUUUGUAUUUCAAAUUUCUUAUAUAAAUCAGUGUUUUGUAAUAUCUUUUGAAACAAGUGAUUUAAUGUAUUAUGUAUCGAUACACGAUAGCGAUGUGAUCUCGAAAAAAAAAUUUACUAGAGGGUAAUGAACAUGAAUGCAGUGGUACCUCGAAUUUCAAACAGCUCCCAACUCGAACAAGUAUGUAAGUGUAUUUUUGUAAGUGCUUUUGUAAAUAUGUUUUUUGGGGUCUGAAAUGGACUUAUCUAAUUUACAUUAUUCCAUAUGGGAACAAAUUCGUUAGGUAACGGCACUCGAACAGCCUUCUGGAACGAAUUUCGGCCAAAAUUCGGGGUACCACUGUAUAUAACACUUUGAACUUUUAUCGAUGAAUUUUGGAUUUUGUAACCAUGGUCAUUUGAAAACCAAAAAAAUUUAAACUAAGACUACCUUGAAACUGUGGCAAUAUCUGUGCAUGAGGCUUGCAGCAAUAUCUGAAGAAUGGUGCAAAUUAUCCAUGAACAACCGUGGCAAUAUUUCUGCAAUUGUAUGAUUGAAAUUAGUUAUUUUUUAAGCGUACGUUUAUUAAAAAUUCCUGUACAUUUAGGUUUUAAUUUCAGAUAUUAUUGAUCUUUCAUAAUGUAGUGAAUAAGAUCUGAAUUUUAUAAGAAUUUUAAUAUAAUAAUGAUUGGUAUUUGUGGAUGACGUAAGUUAUCCUAAGUCUAAUAAUACCUAUGAUUGGUAUCAUAAUGAUUGGUAUUUGUGGAUAAGUAUUAUCUACACAAGGAUAACUUGUUAAAAGGAUAGGUAUUACCUGAGGAAGGAUAACUUGUUAAAAGGAUAGGUAUUAUUUCAGCUAAGAUAACUUGUUAAAAGGAUAGGUAUUACCUGAGGAAGGAUAACUUGUUAAAAGGAUAGGUAUUAUUUCAGCUAAGAUAACUUGUUAAAAGGAUAGGUAUUACCUGAGGAAGGAUAACUUGUAUGUUAAAGCAACAUAAUUGGUAUUUGUGGAUGAUAGUUAUUAGCUAGGAUAACUUACUUUACAGCAACACAAUGAUUGGUAUCAAUGCAAGUGUUACCACUGCUCUGUAUAUUACUAUAUCUGUCAACACAACUAUCCUUAUCUAUGUAAAGUAAAAGGACACAAGUGCAACUAAUGUGACAUUUAUUGUGGCAACGUUUCGCUCUCCAGGAGCUUUAUCAAGCUUUGAUAAAGCUCCUGGAGAGCGAAACGUUGCCACAAUAAAAUGUCACAUUAGUUGCACUUGUGUCCUUUUACUUUACAUAUUGUCGGUAAUUCUACCAACAUUAUUAUAUUCUUAUCUACGAUACUCGAUUUAACAGCAGUGAGGUCAAAGCCAGUUGAUUAGUGUCGUAAUUAACGACGUUGAUUAGUUGGAGAUCAGAAAAUUUUGAUCCCACCAUAAAUCUGACCAGUUUCUUCUGUGAUGGAAAUUUAUAUAUUUUAGAUCUUGUAACUUAUUUCAAGUAUUGUUUUAUUGUAGCUGAUAAGACACACAGGCAACAAUUGUCAACUUUAACUCUUAAACUGUCCAAACGUUGAUUUACGUUUUCAUUGCCAGCGCUCCGAAUAUUGAUUUUUUUUAAUUAAAGAAGAAAGAAUUUUCUGUGUGUAAUAAGACCAAAAAAUUUUUUUAGGAUCUGUACUUACUGAGGUAUAAGACUGAAGUUGGCGCUGUAUGCUCACCUGACGGCAACAUGGAGUCCUACUGCUUGCAGAAGUGUUGCCAAUAUACCUUUUUUCUUGUUUUUAUAUUAAUUUAUAUAAUUUUUAUGUCUGAUAAUUACAAUUUAUAAUAGUU